Messenger RNA from Fimicolochytrium jonesii, 4645 nucleotides. RefSeq lists its product as uncharacterized. The record is from RefSeq and is a predicted model, not a curated record. Gene Ontology annotation, biological process: regulation of DNA-templated transcription. The transcript is spliced from 2 exons. The coding region runs from base 209 to 4453 and encodes 1414 amino acids. Gene Ontology annotation, molecular function: DNA-binding transcription factor activity, RNA polymerase II-specific; zinc ion binding. NCBI's taxonomy places the organism in Eukaryota, Fungi, Chytridiomycota, Chytridiomycetes, Spizellomycetales, Powellomycetaceae.
CCCCAUGAAGUGGUGGGUAGUAUUCCUAGUGACAAUUGCCAGGAAAGAAUCGCGUGCAAUCCUUGCGCGUAGAUGCUCAGCACUACUAUUAUAGCGACCACGCCCACGUACAGUACAGUACAGUACAGUAUUCUCCUCCUCAUCUCCCUCGGCGCAACCUUAGAAUCGUCCUGGUUUAACGUUGCUAGUAGCGUGAGGUGCUGACGAGAUGGUAGGCAUCACCGCAUCUCCUUUCCUCGUGGGAAAGACCAUGUCGUAUUUCCCAUUCCCCUAUUCCCAGGAGGAUGCUGUAGACUCGUCUUUCUCCUCCACCGCGUCUUCAUUAUCCACGUCCUCCGACCUUUCCGUGGAUAACAAUCCCGGCGCCGGCGCAGGGAGCGUCAAGAAGGACGAGACCCCAUUGCGAGAUGCCUGUCAGCCUUGUCGCGCGCGGAAGAUCAGAUGUAGCGGUCAAGAAGAUGGCUGCGACCGAUGUAAAUCACUCCAGAAGACAUGCAUCUACCUCCCACGACAAAAGCUCGGACGACCGUCCACCAAAUCACAAAAGUUUCGCGCAUCAGCAAGGCAUCUACAUGGCCGUUCCACGAGAGACGGGAGCAGCCGCGGCAGCGCGUCCAAAAAGGGAUCCGCAAAGAUGCUGACUGCUGCCUUGGAGAAUUCCACCAGAAACAAGGAGAGCGGGAGCCAAAACGUCGAAAAUUCUCCCAUGAUUUCUCGUCAGACCACUUCCACACCGGACAUGACAUUGCAGCGGUCGGCCGUCAACAUGCACGACAUGGCCACGUCGGAUAUGAUCGCACAUAUGUUCGACCUGCCAAAUUCGCCUCCCUCUCCACCCUCCAGCCUGCCGUCCAAUGAUACUUGCGAUUCGACGGUCUCGGUAUCCCCAGCGGAAGACAGCUUAAGGCCGUCCCGUUCUACCGGCCACGGACAUCUGCUCAAUUGCGGAUUCUCCUCGGUCUCCACCAGCACAUGCUCUGCGAGUGAGGACGAGAUGGGCGGAAGAGUUCCUGGAACAUCCUCCGCUUUAUCCAUUCAAUCGCCGUCGUUGUCCUCGAUGGCAUCAUCAGAACGUAUGAGGCAGUUCCCCUGCCCGCCGCGGCGGCCAAUAAACCAUCACGUUUGCUUCCUGUCUCUGUCGUCAAAGCUUCUCAAGAACGUUCUGGGCAAUAGCAAUGUGCUCUCGAUGCCAUCGAACAUACCCGUAUUAUCACUGUCGUCAGCAUCAUCAAGACAUCAGACUCAGCAAGAGAUGAAAGAGCAGCCGCAGAGGCUUCUGUCUCAGCACCAGCAUAUGAGCCGACUAGAGACUUUCCAGCUGAUCGAGCUGUUUUUUCUCUUUCAUCCUCUCUCCUACCUGGUCAACAAGACUCUCUUGCUCAGAGCGCAAUCUUUCUUGCAGCAAGAUGUUUCGAAUACCGCCUUUCGCAGCAGCGGAACCUCCCAUUCGGCGCCUUUUCUCGCCUCGUUCACCGCCUUCUCGCGCGAACCGCUCGUGCUUGUCGUCCUCGCAUCCGCAUCUUGUCUGCGCCAGUCGAUGGGCAGUUGUAAUGACCACGACGGCGAUGACGACGACGAUGGGGUAUCGUCAUCGGCGAGCGGUUCGCAUUGCAGGCAGGAGUGCGACGAUCUCUUUUCUAUGGCGCUGGACGCCAUCUACAUGCGCGUCGAUGGCUGCUUUGAGCUGGACACUCUCCAGACGCUGCUCAUUGUGAUCCUACAGCACCUCAUGCUGUUGCAGGACGAGGCCGGCAGCGAACACCCGACGAAUAGCCGCAUGAAGGAGACGCUCACCCUCCUCCACCUAGCGUGGGCAUCGGCACAAGCGUUGGUGCCUCGUCAGGAAGUAAACGCAUCCCGGGCGCGGGCUCAACCCACUCAGAACGGUCACCGCGGGCACAACUUCCAACAACAGCAUGGAUCCGUCUCACGAGAUCAGGCAUCAGCGGGAGGAAAGGCCGGGUCCCGCCAAGUAGCGUCCUUGGAGCUGAUGACCACAUUGGGCCGGGACUUUGAACCCGUCCAGCGAGGAUCGGUAUCGGAAGCCGAGGUGCAGGAUGAGCUCAUCAACUUUUGCUGGUGGACCUGUGCUGUCUUUUCACUCUAUGCUCGUUUGAUCUGUGGGCUGCCGACGUCGCCGCUGCUUUCGGCCCUUGACGACAUGCCCCGAAACGCAGCCCUCCUCGCCCUACAGAACGGGUCUCUGUCCAGUCGCUACGAUGCGCAUCAUCGCAAUCGGAUGCCAGCAUCGGUGUACGCUUCCAGCCUAAACAUGUUCGUUAGCAUGUCCGAAAUGUGUCUGCUCGCCGCACGCAUUGUGGCACGGAGCGAACAGGAUGUCAUGUACCAAAGUGUGACGCUCCCCUCGAGACUCUCGCCCCCUGGAUCCCGGCGCCGUCGAUGCCUCGUUAGGACUGCCUGCGACGAGGAGAUUCGCUUGUUCUUGAUGGCGAACCCGGAGCCGCUCACCUUGGCUUUCGCGGACUCACAAACUGGCCGCAUUCGUUUGCUGUUGUACCAAAUCCUAGCGGUGCGGCUCGCCUCUGAAGAUGGCAGCCAGCCUGGUUCGGACACAUCGCCGCAUCACACGGACGCUGCACUCAAGAGUCCCACAGCAAAGGCAAUAACCCCCGACCGGUCCUCAAGUCAUCAUCAAGGUGAACCGAACGGGUCGUCAUCCGCAAUCGACCUGUCCAGGCUGGAAAGCGCCCUAAGACCCGUACAACCUUUGCUGAGCACCAUAGCGAGCAUGAGCGGUGGUCUCGGGGGCGCCGCCAUCACCGUACCCGACGAAAUUUGCCAGCGGGAGCUCUUCGACCUUUGCGCGGUCGGCAUCGAGAUGUGUGUCGACGUUUCGGAAAUGCUCUCGGACAGUCUCAGUCUGUGGCUGACGGCCGCCACGCCGGUCAAUGCUGGAUCCUUCCCACCGCCCUCGGAUUCUUCUUCGCCUUUCUCUAGCUCCUCGGCGUCUUCCCCAGCUGACCUCAUGUCCGGUCAUCCACAGCAGCCGAUGGUCCUCGAAGAGUGGGACACGUGGAAACGCCUUCACGUCGCGUUACUUGAUACCUUGCACAAGGCUUGCCGCCUCCUCAAUCAUCUCCUUCCCACCACCUCCACCUCUACCGUUCUGGUCGAGAAGGGACCCGUGAUGCUUCACCAUCGUUUGCAGGGCCUCCUCGCGAGGCGUCAGCAUCAACACUAUCAGCUGCGCACCGUGGUAGCGGAUCAGGCCGCUGCCGCCGCCGCGCUUUGUCCGCCUACGGUUCAAGCCACCCCCACGACCGCUGCCGCCGCUGCCUCGGGGCUGUUGCCACCCCAAUCUCUGCAGCACACGACGCAAGCGCCUUCUCAGCACCUGCAGGGAUAUCUCAACCGUUCCAUGCCGCACUCCCAACUUUUGGAGCAGCAGCAACAUCAGAAACAACAAUUGCAACAAUUGCAAAAUAAUGGAGCACAGCGACAACAGCAUCCCCAUCAUUCACAACAACCACAAGUGCAAUACCAGGAACAGCCACAGGCGCCGUCGUAUCGUUCUGACCAAGUGCUGGUGCAACAGUCUCAAUCCGAUGCCAUUCCCGGCGGCCUCCUCCCGCAGCACCAUUCUUUUUUCCAUCCGUUCUUGAUGCAAGACCAAAACGCACAUUACGCACAACUGACCGGGCCGCAACCACAAUCCACGAUCCCGCCGCCGCCCGCGUCAUCACAAACCUUCAUGCCACUUACCUCCCAGCAUCAGCAAUUCACAUCCGCAAAAUCGCAGCAGAUGGACCCACACGUCCUUGGCAUGCACACUACCACUGAUCUUCCUUCGCACCAUGCAUCGGCGCGGCUGCCGCACCAGCAGCACCAUGUGGCAGCACCCGCAUUCGCAUCAGCAGCAGCGCCUCACGGCUCCAACUCACAAGCGCUCACGACGCCGCCGCCACCGGCCUCAUCCACAUCAGCACCAGGAGCAACGUCAGCACCCGUUGCGAUGGACGAGUUCCGCUGGGAGACGCUGUCGUCCCACGGCAUCACGCGAUUCACCCAGCUGCUUGACGGGUCCUCCAUGUUCCUGCCGUCGGUCGUCGGAGCCGAUGGAGGAGCCGCAGCAGCAGCAGCAGGGGGAGUCCCGACGUCCUCGACGGACGCCGCUGCAGCGUCAUCGGCUGCCGCGCAGACGGACCCCGGCGUGCCCGCCACGACCGCAGAGCUGGCCGCCGCCGCGACAAGCAUCCUCGCCAACGCGCCCCUCGUCGAUGAGACGGGGAUGAGGAGCCAGGGCAACGGGGGUGCACAGCAAACGCACCUUCAUCAACAUCAUGCACACCAUGCACACCCACAACAACAACAACAACAACAACAGCAACAUCAAGAGCAUCACCAACAGCCACCGCCACCACCCAACACCAUGCCGAUGGACCUUGCAAGCUUCCUCAAGGCCGCGGUAGAUACCUGGGUUAGCCAGCAUUAGUAGCUCCCACAUCCCAUAAGAUUCGGUCUCGCCCUGAAAGUAGGAUUGUUCAUACCACUUUUUAUUCCCCCGUCGCGUCCUUUGCCCCCUUUUCAGAACUAGAGUAACAUAGAGGGGGGGGGGGGUUGAAAACCCGAUAGCCCUUGUUUUUUUUUUCUAGAGUUAAUUUAUUAGGAAAGCUUUUUAAUUGAG